Molecule: messenger RNA, 1520 nt
Organism: Aedes albopictus (Asian tiger mosquito)
Lineage: Eukaryota; Metazoa; Arthropoda; Insecta; Diptera; Culicidae
Exons: 4
Coding region: 1-1158 (385 amino acids)
Source: RefSeq, a predicted model, not a curated record
AUGUGCCCUCCGCUUAUCGCGAAGCAGCAAGGUGUCGAAUCGAGGAAAUGGAAAAGCGUGGCAUCAUCGAAAAAGUCACAUGGGCACCAAACUGGAUUAGCGGAUUGUCAGCUGUCGCAAAAGGCUUUCGUAGCAAUUCUUCAGUUGAUUCAUGCUUUCAAAACCGAAACUGGCGAACUAUCUGGAAUUGUUUUCCACACCAUAAAAGAGUCGGCUAUCAUUAUAGCGGGUGCAAAAGUACUGCUGGUUUUGUAUUUUGAAUCAUCAAUAGGGAACGUGAGGGAUUUCAUAACAGGAAGUCGUAUCAACUCCGGAGACCCAACCUUCGAUGAGAUGGAGCAUACGAAGUUCAACCAAUCGGUUCGAAAAAUGAUGCGAUUGCUAUUCGCAGUAUUCAUCACAGAUGCAGUUCUACUAUGCACUCCAUGUGCGGCCACAGAAAAGCUGUUCACCCUGCCGCCACCGCUCUCAGCGGCUGGACCUAUAAUCUCGCCUAUUCUGCACAUUUGUUCAGCUCAACUGUUGUUCCUGGGAGCCGUUCCUAAGUUCUUCUCGAACAUGGCUUGUAUCGGAGCACUGAUCAUCGGGAUGCAUACAAAGCUUAAGAUCUUGGCUCAUCGAUGGAAUCGUAUUUUGAACCACCCAAUUGAACCCCCUAGGUGUUAUUUCGAACGUAUGGAUCGAGAAAUGCGAAUUGUUCUGGAUCAACAGACGGAAUACUGGAGACAACUGCAAACUCUAAAGACCCUAGUGGAGAAUUCGUUCUUCAUUGUCCACGUUUACUCGCUCUAUAGCAUUGGAUCGUGUAUAUUCGUGGCUCGAGAGCUGGGGAUGAACGUUCUGACCGGCGUCAUCUACGCAACCUCACUAGCGUAUCUGACAAAGCACUAUUUGUGGUGUCAUCUAGUGGAUUCGUACAAGGAUGUUGCUGAUGCGAUUGGAUAUGAGAUCUCCUCACACUGCACACAGAUGCCUUACAGUCGGCAGUAUCAUCUACAAUACGUGCAAAUGAAGACCUCUUUGAUCAUUGUAUGGUACAAUACGAUCAAUGGAGUGGCUAUGAAGAGUAUGGGAAUGAUUGUUAUUUCUAAAGCAACGUUUGGCGAUUUGUUAAAGAUUAUUUAUACAGUUUUGACAUUUUUUAUCAACAUGACUUAAAUAUAUGGAAAACACCCCAGCUGUUGAUAUUUUGGCAUUAUUAAAAUAAAUUUUUGAAUAACCCUCAGUUAAGAACACAUUAUAAUUGAAAUCUAUCGAUAAAUUGUGCCACGACCCUGUCAAUAAAAACUGGCAUUGGCAUUGACUUCCUAUCUCUAUUGUGAAGUAUUGUAUUUACUGCACUAUAUGCUAUGAUAAAACCAAUCUACACCUAAGAACUAAUACUGAAAUAGCGUGCCAUAUAAAUACUAAACCAAAUCUCGAAAAACACGUCACUCUUGUCAAACCUACUGUGGUAGAUCACUGCAUGAGCGAUUCGAAUUGGCAGUUGCAUUUACACUUUGUACAGCACCUUAACCCUU